UAGCCGAGAGCCCUUGUAAUUGUAAACCCAAUCUCUCGCCUCGCGGAUGUGCUUCUGAAUCUUGGCUUCAUAUAAAGCCUCUCUUUCCUGCGUUUGCUUCUUUUAUAUAUCAUCCCGAUUCCUCUCGGAGAGAGAACUCUUUCAAUCUACCCUAGAAUUUUAAUGGAUUGUUCACUAUUCAACUUGACCCCAGAGUUGUUGUUCCUCUACCCCUCCUCGAUUCGAUUUUACUCCAUCGAUCUCAUACUUUUGCAGCUUUCUGGUUCUCAGAUAGGAAUUCAUUUUCGUAAUAUUGUCUGACAAAAAACUUGCAGUUUGAGGAGCCGUCGCGAUGGGAAAGCGUAAUUCUCAACGUAAAAAUGCUGCAAUGAUGGAUAGCGAUGACGAAAGUAGUAGUGUCAGUUCGUCGUCCACUGUCCGGUCUGAUCGCACGUCAGUGUUGGGUAAUGAAGAAGUGCACGUUGAUCAAGAUACUGUGCUUGACAAAGCUCUCGAUGCUUUGGAUGAAAAGAGGGGUUCCACGAGGGAGAAAGCAUUGUCGCUGAUCAUUGAUACAUUCAACAGCAGUAUGCAGCACCAGUUCGUCGAAAAGAAAUUCGCUACCUUGUUGCAUCAGUGUCUUGGAGCCCUUAAGAAAGGAUCCAAAAAGGCAUCUGCAAACGAAAUAGCCCUGGCAGCUCAUGCCAUCGGUUUAUUGGCGUUGACGGUUGGAUGUGGUGAUAAUGCACGUGAAAUAUAUGAAGAAUCUGUUCGUCUUCUUGAUGAAUCUCUGUCUGGCUCAGAUGCUUCAAAGAUAUCAUCUUUGGUGCGAUGCUUGGCUAUUACCACUUUUGUUGGUGGGACUGAUCAAGAGGAAACAGAGAAAUCAAUGGACAUAAUGUGGCGGUUGAUUAAUCCUAAAUUGGGUUCCAAUGUUGUUUCAGUCAAACCUUCACCUUCGUUAAUAACAGCUGUGGUAUCUGCUUGGUCCUUUCUCCUCUCCACCGUGGGCAACCUGAAACUAAACUCCAAAAGCUGGCAAAAUUCAAUAACUUAUUUAUCUAGUCUUCUAGACAAGGAAGACAGGUCUGUGCGUAUCGUAGCGGGUGAAGCUUUAGCUUUAAUAUUUGAGGUUGGAGUUAUAGAGAAAUCUUCUGCUGGUCCUAACAGUGCAAGUGACACAACUCAAGAAGAGACCAAACCGCAUGAAAGUUAUGUGCAUAUCCAUGGAUUGAAGGGGAAGGUCAUCAAACAAGUUAAAAACCUUGCUGUGGAGGCUGGUGGAAAAGGUUCUGCAAAAAAGGAUCUUAACACUCAGAGGGACUUGUUUCGUGAUAUCUCAGAUUUUUUUGAGUAUGGUUAUUCUCCUGAAAUCACGACCAAGGUUGGCGGUGAUUCACUGCAGACAUCAUCAUGGUCUCAAAUGAUACAGUUAAACUUUUUCAAGCAUUUCUUAGGAGGAGGGUUCAUUAGGCACAUGCAGGAAAAUGAGUUCCUUCAUGAUGUUUUUGAGUUCACACCGAAGAGAAGAAAUCUUGUUGACGAUGAACAUCGGAUGUCUGUUGGUGAAAAGAGAAUGUUCAAGUCUCCGAAUUCUGUUGUGAACAAGGCAAGGACCCAAUUACUUAACAAGCAGCGGUUGUUAUCUGAGGGCAGGAACUUCGGCCACUACGCGGUCAAUGCGGUUGAAGAGGAGGCUUGAGCUUUUGAUUGGAAUAUUAAUAAUUUACUGGGAUCAGAUCAGACUGAUGACAUUACGUGUAGAUUGCCCCAAAAUGACUCCAUGAAUACCUUGUAUACCUUUUUUCUUAAAGUCAAGACACAGCGAAUAUGAUUGAAUAUGCUUUUGGUUGUGCAAUGAUAUCCGGUUGCGUUUUAUU
Neltuma alba is the source of this 1859-nucleotide messenger RNA. Its product is annotated as interferon-related developmental regulator 1. Lineage: Eukaryota; Viridiplantae; Streptophyta; Magnoliopsida; Fabales; Fabaceae. Bases 332 to 1681 code for a protein of 449 amino acids. The transcript is spliced from 13 exons. The record is from RefSeq and is a predicted model, not a curated record.